Molecule: messenger RNA, 1025 nt
Organism: Theobroma cacao (cacao)
Lineage: Eukaryota; Viridiplantae; Streptophyta; Magnoliopsida; Malvales; Malvaceae
Product: oxygen-evolving enhancer protein 2, chloroplastic-like
Biological process (GO): response to wounding
Molecular function (GO): serine-type endopeptidase inhibitor activity
Source: RefSeq, a predicted model, not a curated record
AUUUUCAUUUUUCAUUUUUCAUUACAUCAGUUUAAUAGACUGACAUACAAGGAAAAGAGCUCAGAGCAAAGCAAAGCGAAGAGGGAAAAUGGCGUCUACUGCAUGUUUCUUUCAUCACCAAGCUUUCGUCCACGCACCAUUAAUUCCAAGAUCUUCAUCCCCACAGCGCCACCGCCUCAACAUCAAGCCCUCCAAGCUUGUGUGUAGGGCUCCGAAUCAGCCGCUGAAUAAAGAUCAUCAAGCCGUCCAAGGAGGCGUUUCUCGGAGGUCGGUUGUCGAUGCGCUUAUUGUUGGUUCUGCAGCGAUUGGCUCUGCGCUUACAUUUGUUGGUGCAGGCUAUGCUGCUGGUUUUUCAUUCGGACCGUUUAAGCCACCAGGUAAAGAGUCGUGGCCGGAGCUGGUUGGGGAGAAAGGAGAGGUUGCAGCAGCGAAGAUCGAGAAAGAGAAUCCAAAUGUGAAAGCAGUGCUGUUGUUUGAGGGAGAUAUAGCCGAUAUGAGGUUCGAUUUUGGUAGGGUUCGGGUUGUUGUCGAUGCAGACGGGAUAGUGACUCAAGUGCCUCGGAUUGGCUAGAUCUCUACAAUGCAUAUCAUUGUGCUAAUAUGCUACUGUUGGUCCGUUAAGAAUCAAUGUUAUGAAUAAACACUUUCCUGCUCACGGUGAGUUUUCUUUUAAAAAAAGAGGCUGAUUCAUAUAUUGCUUGAUAAUAUCAUUUACAGCUACCUGGUACUGGUGUUGGAGUUAAUGCUUGCAUGUGUCAAGUGGACAAAAUGACAAGUGACAAUCCACUUGGAUAUCCUGCGUGUUUGUAUGUGUUUGCUUAGUGUUGAAGACCACUACGUGUAGCUAUGCAUGUCACUAUGAUAAUCAUAUUUUACACUUGUUUCUCAUGUAUUAACAAGUGUUAUAUUUGUUGAUGACUUGUGUUAAUGAAGCUGUGUAUAUAUUUGUUGAAUAUGAAUGAAACUAGUAUGACCUUCUCUCUUUGUAUACUCUGUUUUAGAGAUAUAAAACAGAGACUUUAUCA